AUGAUUCACAUGGCAACGUUCUUCAUAUCGGACCUGCAGACUGAGUCCUACGGUUCUCAGCGUAUAUACAUCAGUAAACUACUUAUCGAGGGCCCGCUAGUGUCUCGUGGAUACCUGAAUGACCCUAUCAAGACGAAUACAGUGUUUGUCAAGAACCUUGUCUGGGCCAAUGAUAAAGAGCUCCCCGCCAGGGCGAGACGCUUUUACAAUACCGGCGAUCUCAUCCACUACCACGCCAACGGCACUCUCCAAUAUCUCGGCCAUAAAGAUUCGGUCAAAGUUCACGGGCACCGCAUUGAGCUGGGCGAAAUCGAAACGCAGAUCAAAUCACUGAUCCCCAACAUCAAGUAG
Messenger RNA from Penicillium manginii, 351 nucleotides. Its product is annotated as AM-toxin synthetase. The coding region runs from base 1 to 351 and encodes 116 amino acids. Lineage: Eukaryota; Fungi; Ascomycota; Eurotiomycetes; Eurotiales; Aspergillaceae. Gene Ontology annotation, biological process: secondary metabolite biosynthetic process; amino acid activation for nonribosomal peptide biosynthetic process. Gene Ontology annotation, molecular function: phosphopantetheine binding. The transcript has 2 exons. The record is from RefSeq and is a predicted model, not a curated record. Gene Ontology annotation, cellular component: cytoplasm.